GUUAAUGUGAAACAUGUAAAUAAUUAUUAAGUUUUUGUUAGAUGGAUAUCUAAAAAAAAUGUCAUUUUGUAGCUUGUAUAUUACUUAGUUUAAACCCAUUUUAAACAUACAUAGAAUCCACUUAUGUAUAUACAGAAAAAAAUAAAAAUCAUAGUCAUGGAAUUUUACGUAAAAAAACUUUUAAACGGAAUGCAAAAACUUUUUCUCAGUCAUAAAAAAUAACUAUCAAAAACCCAAUAACUAAAUUGUUAGAAAUUCUAGAGGAGUUGGUGAGUAUUUUUAGCUAUUAAUGUUUGUCUUAAGUCUAACAUAACCUAAAAUAUUAACCACCAAAGUUGAGGGGCUAAUAUGAAACAGUGUUUGGGGCUAAUGUGAAACAGUGGUUGGGGCUAAUUUGAAACGCUGACCAGGAUUAUUUAGAAACAAAACUUGAACAACACUAUUCUACAACAUAAAAUUUGUAUCCACCCACCACAUUUGAACACAAAUAAAUGCAUAUCUUUUUGAUUUUUCAUGCAGCUUCUUUUUUUUACUCUGUGUUAAAGGUGGGAAUUUUUAUCAGCUGGUAGUUCCCAAUCAGCUGUUUCACAAUAUUGUCUAGUUCAUUACCAUUUGUAGCUAACCUCAAAACACCCGAUGUGUAACUAAGUGUUGUGUUUGUUAUUUUGAAAAUGGUGCGCACUUACAAAAAGAAAGGAAGUAGAAGAGUUUAUCCAGAAAACAUUUUGGAUGAAGCUAAGAAAAGAGUAACUAAAGGUGAAUCAUUGCGUAGUGUUGCUAAAGUACUCAGUAUUGAAACAACUUUCUUGUUUCGUUAUUUAAAAAAGUGUGAAACUGCAGUUGAUUUAAGACCUCCAGGUCACAAACAUGCUUUGAGUAAUGAGAUUGAAAAUAAAUUAGCUGAUCACUUGAAAGUCAUGGCUAAAAAUGGUUUUGCUCUGAGUAAGACUGAAGUUUUGGACGUUGUUAAGGAAUAUGUUGAGCAAAAUUCGUUAACUGUUCCAUUCAAGGACAAUCGUCCAGGCCAUGAUUGGUACAUUGGUUUUUGCAAAAGGCAUAAACUAAGCUUAAAAAAAAUGGAGCCUCUGGAGAAAGCACGCAAAAUAAACACAAGUGAUCCUUUUCUAAUUUAUGAAUUUUACGAUUUGCUUGAAAAAAAAAUAGAGGAAUUGGAUAUUGCAAAUAAACCAUCACAUGUGUACAAUCUUGACGAGACAUCAUUCUGCUCGGAUCCCUCAAGAGUCAAGUUUGUAUCAGGCAUUGGCCAAAAAGCUCACCGUACUCAAGAAGGAACUGGUAGGGACAAUACUACUGUACUGGGCUGUUGUAAUGCAGCAGGAGUAGUUCUUCCUCCUUUAAUAAUUUUUCAAGGAGCAAAUUUAUGGUCCUCUUGGAAAGGGCAAUAUGAUUUGCCAGGCACCUUCUAUGCCUGUAGUGAAAAGGGAUGGAUGACAUCAAAUAUAUUCAAUGAUUUUUUUGUGAAGUUCUGCCAAGAAGUGAAAGAGAGACCUCUUCUGCUGAUUUACGAUGGCCAUAUGACCCAUCUAGAUGUUCACACUGCUAUGUAUGCUAGACAGAAUCAGGUUACAAUAAUUAAACUUCCAGCACACACUACAGACGUUCUCCAACCUUUGGACACAACAUGUUUCAAAACAUUGAAAUAUGCAUGGGACUUAAAAGUAACCGAGUGGUACAGACUGAAUCAAAGAAAGAUGCAAAAGAAUGAGUUUGUCGAUUUACUCUGUCAGGUUUGGCAUAAUGGUUUGACACCAGAUAACGUUAGAAAAGGCUUCAGCCAUGUAGGCAUAUUUCCAUGUGAUCAUGCUAAAUAUCCUGUAUCACGCUUUGAUGCGGAAAAGCUGGCCAGGUAUAGAGCUUUUAAACAAACUGGUAGGUCCAACUGUGAUGGGAACCAAGAAUGCAUAACAGCUGAAUCUUUUGAAAAUCCAAAUACUGUCACUGAGUCUCUGUCUCUGGGCAAUGUAACACCUUGCACUUCGACAUCAGAUAAGCCACGAGAUCUAGAAGUAUCAUUGUCUACAUCUGAUAAAACAAUGUCUAAGCCUAGUACUAGCAAUUCCGAGUCUCUUAUUGGAUCACCUGUAGGUGAUGGGUCACAGUCUUCUUCGUCUUUUGAGAUGUUACUGCUCCAAAAAAUUAAUAGAACUCUUGCUCCCAAAAAGAAGAGAAAAAGAGUAGACGCAAGCUCAAAAGUAAUUACAAGCGAUGAAUGGAUUGCUGCCGAGCAAUUGAAAAAAGACCAAGAAAAUGACAAAUUGAAAACAAAAGAACUGAAAUGUCUUGGUAAGCUAAAUAAAGGAGAAAAAACUGCUAAGAAAUCUAACGCAAACAAAAAGAUUAGGCCUAAAAAUAAACAAAACCUCCUAUCAUCUAUUCCUCUGGGUAAUGGUAAUCCUCUAACUUCAAAUGCUGAAAGUAAGAAAACCAAUGCAGAAAGUUUAGAUGAAAUAUCGAGUGGUAGGCCAACAGUAAUUACCCAAACUGACAACCAGUUGUAUCUAAAAAUGGAAAACAGUAGUAGGCCCAUGAAAAAGAAGCAAAGAAAGGCAGGACAUAUCAAGAUAGAAAUAGAUGAAGAUACCUCUGAUAGUGAUGAACCGUCUCUUUGUGAUACUGACGAGGAAUCGUUAAGUGAUUUAAUUUCCAACUCCAAAAAGGACAUAAUCAACCCUGUUGCAUAUGAGGCACCUGUUUUUUCAGGAAAAUAUAAAGAAAGGGACUUUUGUUUUAGUUGA
Homalodisca vitripennis (glassy-winged sharpshooter) is the source of this 2756-nucleotide messenger RNA. RefSeq lists its product as uncharacterized. Gene Ontology annotation, molecular function: DNA binding. Gene Ontology annotation, cellular component: nucleus. The coding region runs from base 672 to 2756 and encodes 694 amino acids. NCBI's taxonomy places the organism in Eukaryota, Metazoa, Arthropoda, Insecta, Hemiptera, Cicadellidae. The transcript is spliced from 2 exons. The record is from RefSeq and is a predicted model, not a curated record.